GAUACGUAAUGUUAGUGGGAAGUAAUCUACACCUAUUGUGUUAAAAAAUACAAAAUAAAAUAGUUUAAUAUGAACGAAAGUGAUGAAUUAAAUGGCAAACGAAAUAUUGUUGAUCUUAUUACAUAUUUUGAUAGUAUUUCUUGUGAAAUUGAUGCAGGAAAAUUAAGGAAUACUAAAGCUAAUUGGACAUAUAUUAAUAAGAACGUAUGCCAAAAAAAUUCUUUUAAGAAAAUAUGUAAAUCUUCCAAAAUAAUUGAAGAACUUUUAAACACCGAAGAAACUUACUUUCAAACUUUACGACAUAUAAUUGGGAGUUAUAUUUUUUAUUUCAAACAAGAAUUAAAUGAAAAUAUAUUUAAAACAUUAGAAGAAUUAGGAAGGCACCAAGUAACUUUUUAUGUGGAUCUUUUAGAUAAUCGAAAAGACGCUGAAAAAAUAGCACAAUGUUUUUUGAAACAUAAACAAUUAUUUUAUUAUUACAAAAUUUAUAUUAGUGAAAUGUACGAUUUAUUUAAUACACUUUCUACUAAAUACAAGAAAUUAGUUGAGGUGAGAAGAAAACAAUUGGGCGACAGUUUCCGUUUAGUAGAUCAACUCUUAACUCCAUUUCAAAGAUUAACAAGAUACAUUUUAAUCCUUAGAAAACUUUUGCAACAACAAACAAACUCAGACAAUAAAAUUCUUAUAGAAUCGAUAAAUUACUUGGAAAGUAUAGCAACUGAAUUAAAUCUAUCGAGUUGAUAAGAAAUUUUGUAAACAUUUGUUAAAUACUUGUUCAGUUAAGAUGUGCCAUCUGUGAAUCGAUAGAUGGACGUUAAGAAAUAUAUCUAGUCUUCUUAUUAUAGACACCUUGAAGUUUUUUGUUAAACUGUAAUCUAGAAAUGGACGGAAACGAGACGAGUUUGAAUUUCAGAAUUAACUUAACUUAAAUUUAAUAAGAAGAUAUUAUGUAGAGGUUAUUUCUUUUCUAUAUAAUUUAUGAUUGUGAUUAAAGGAAAUGUAUUUAAA
This is a messenger RNA of Onthophagus taurus, 1008 nucleotides long. Its product is annotated as rho guanine nucleotide exchange factor 25-like. The record is from RefSeq and is a predicted model, not a curated record. NCBI's taxonomy places the organism in Eukaryota, Metazoa, Arthropoda, Insecta, Coleoptera, Scarabaeidae. Gene Ontology annotation, molecular function: guanyl-nucleotide exchange factor activity. Gene Ontology annotation, cellular component: cytoplasm. Gene Ontology annotation, biological process: regulation of GTPase activity.